CGUGCCCGGUGCCUGUGCGUUCUGGGAGCGCCGCGCUCAGCCCCGGAGCGUCCACGGGCGGGUCCCCAGCGCGCUGCCCAGGAUGGAACCCGGACCGGUGCCACUGCUGAUGCUGCGGCUGGCGCUCGGGCAAGGCAUUUUGAGCUGUUUGGCAUACAACGUUGGCCUCCCAGAAGCAAAAAUAUUUUCCGGUCCGUCAAGUGAACAGUUUGGCUACGCGGUGCAGCAACUUAUAAAUCCAAAUGGCAACUGGCUCCUGGUUGGGUCACCAUGGAGUGGUUUUCCCGAGAACCGAAUGGGAGACGUGUACAGAUGUCCUAUUGACUUAUCCACUGCCACGUGUGAAAAACUCAACUUGCAAACUUCAACAAGCAUGCCGGGCGUUACUGAGAUCAAAACCAAUAUGAGCCUUGGCCUGACCCUGGCCAGGAACUUGGGAACCGGAGGCUUCCUCACGUGCGGCCCUCUGUGGGCGCAGCAGUGUGGGAAUCAGUACUACGCCACUGGCAUCUGCUCCGACGUCAGCCCCGAUUUCCAGCUGCUAGCCAGCUUUUCACCUGCUGUGCAGACCUGCCCUUCCCUCAUAGAUGUGGUAGUUGUAUGUGAUGAAUCAAACAGUAUUUACCCAUGGGAGGCAGUAAAGAACUUUUUGGAAAAAUUUGUACAAGGCCUGGACAUAGGACCCAAAAAGACUCAGGUGGGGUUAAUUCAAUAUGCCAAUAACCCAAGGGUUGUGUUUCACCUGAACACUUACAAAACCAAGGAUGCGCUGGCCGCAGCAAUGUCCCAGACAUUCCAGCUAGGUGGGGACCUCACGAACACUUUCAGAGCCAUUCAGUAUGCCAGAGACUUCGCUUAUUCCCCAGCUUCCGGGGGACGACCAGGUGCCACCAAGGUCAUGGUAGUUGUAACUGAUGGUGAAUCCCACGAUGGCUCCAGGCUGAAAGCUGUCAUUGAGCAGUGUAAUGACGACGACAUACUGAGGUUUGGCAUAGCAGUCCUUGGGUACUUAAACAGAAACGCUCUGGACACUAAAAAUCUGAUAAAGGAAAUCAAAGCCAUAGCCAGCGUCCCCACAGAAAGGUACUUCUUCAACGUUUCAGACGAAGCAGGUCUGCUGGAGAAAGCGGGGACCAUAGGAGAACACAUUUUCAGCAUCGAAGGCACUAUACAAGGAGGAGACAACUUCCAGAUGGAAAUGGCCCAAGUAGGAUUCAGUGCAGACUACUCGCCUCAAAAUGAUAUUCUGAUGCUGGGGGCCGUGGGAGCUUUCGGCUGGAGUGGGACUGUUGUUCAGGAGACAUCUCGUGGACACACCAUCCUUCCUAAGCAAGCGUUUGAACAAGUUCUGCAAGACAGAAAUCACAGCUCAUAUUUAGGUUAUGCCGUCACUGCGAUUUCGACAGAAAAUGGUGUCCACUUUGUUGCUGGUGCUCCUCGGGCAAAUUACACGGGCCAGAUAGUGCUGUACACUGUGAAUGACCACGGCAACGUCACGGUCACUCAGUCUCACAGGGGGGACCAGAUUGGCUCCUAUUUUGGUAGUGUGCUGUGUUCUGUAGACGUGGACAAAGACACCCUUACAGACGUGCUCUUGGUUGGUGCACCCACGUACAUGAAUGACCUCAAGAAAGAGGAAGGAAGAGUCUACCUGUUUACUAUUGUAAAGGGCGUCCUGAGCCAGCACCAAUUCCUGCAGGGACCCGAAGGCACUGAAAAUGCCCGCUUCGGUUCAGCCAUUGCAGCCCUCUCAGACAUCAACAUGGAUGGCUUUAACGACGUCAUCGUUGGCUCACCGUUAGAAAAUCAGAACUCGGGAGCCGUCUACAUUUACAACGGUCACCAGGGCACCAUUCGCACAAAGUAUUCCCAGAAAAUCUUUGGAUCUGACGGUGCCUUUAGGAGCCGCCUUCAGUUCUUUGGGAGAUCCCUGGAUGGCCAUGGGGAUUUAAAUGGGGACUCCAUCCCAGAUGUGUCCAUUGGUGCUUUGGGACAAGUGGUUCAACUCUGGUCACAGAGCAUUGCUGACGUGGAUGUCAAGGCUUCCUUCAGGCCGGACAAGAUUGCUCUGGUCAACAAGAAUGCUCAGAUCGCCCUGGAGCUCUGCUUGGGGGCACGGUUCAGGCCGACGGGGCGAAACCACAGAGUGGCCAUCAUGUUUAAUAUGACCCUUGAUGCUGAUGGGUACUCCUCCAGAGUAACCUCCAGGGGCGUGUUCAAAGACAACAAUGAAAGGUUUCUGCAGAAGACCGCGGUUCUAAACCAAGCACAGCUGUGUUCCGAGUUCCUCAUUAACAUACAGAAACCUUCUGAUGUGGUCAACCCAUUAGAUGUGCGUGUGGACCUCAGCUUGGAGCACCCCGGGACCAGCCCUGCCCUUGAAGCCUAUUCCGAGACAGUCAAGGUCUUCAGUGUCCCUUUCUAUAAAGAGUGUGGCAGUGAUGGUCUCUGCGUCUCUGAUCUGGUUCUGGAGAUCCAACAGCUGCCAGACGCUCAAAAACAACCUUUUAUUGUCAGCAGCCAAAACAAAAGGUUAACAUUUUCCAUAACGCUGAAAAACAGAGGCGAAAGUGCAUACAACACUGCUAUCAUUGCUGAGUUUUCAGAAAACUUGUUUUUUGCUUCGUUCUCUAUGCCGGUGGAUGGGACAGAAGUCACCUGCCAGGUUGGUUCAUCUCAGACGUCGGUGACCUGUGAUGUGGGGUACCCUGCUCUAAAGAGCCAGCAACAGGUGACUUUUACGAUUAGCUUCGACUUCAAUCUUCAGAACCUUCAAAACCAGGCAGCUGUCGAUUUUCAAGCCCUCAGCGAAAGCCGAGAGUCGAACCAAGAAGAUAACGCGGUCAGGCUCAACAUCCCCCUCUUGUACGAUGCCGACAUGCGGCUGACCAGAUCCACCAACAUGAACUUCUAUGAAGUCACUUCAGAUGAGAAUGUGCCUUCUGUCAUACAGAACUUUGAAGAUAUUGGUCCAAAGUUCAUCUUCUCCCUUAAGGUGACAACAGGGAGUGUCCCAGUCAGCAUGGCAUCUGUGACUGUCCAAAUUCCUCAAUACACCAAGGAAAGAAACCCACUCAUGUACCUGACGGGGAUAAACACAGACCAGACUGGUGACAUCAGCUGUCAAGCAGAAGUAAACCCAUUGGGAAUAGGACAGACAGCUUCCUCGGUGUCUUUCAAGAGGGAACACUUCCAGCACAUAAAGGAACUGAACUGCGAGACGGCUUCCUGCGGUAAUGUCACCUGCUGGCUGACGGAUGUGCACAUGAAAGGAGAGUAUGUCAUCAAUGUGACUACGAGAAUCUGGAAUGGGACUUUUGCUGCAUCGACUUUCCAGACCGUACAGCUGACAGUGGCUGCGGAGAUUGGCACCCACAACCCUCAGAUAUACGUGAUCGAAGACAACUCCGUCACGAUUCCUCUUAUGGUGAUGAAACCCAGCGAGAAAGCCGAGGUCCCAACCGGAGUCAUCGUGGCAAGUGCCCUCGCGGGAAUCCUGUUGCUGCUCUGUGUGGUUGCCGGUUUAUGGAAGCUCGGCUUCUUCAAGAGACAAUAUAAGAAAAUGGAUAAAAAUCCAGAGGAUACCGACGAGACCACAGAACUCAACAGCUGAGCCGCCCUGGGCGGACGUCACUGCCGUGGGGACUGGCAAUGUCCAGCCGGGGUUUGUGAGGGACGUCACAGCUUACUUGUUUAAAGUCCAGGGUUGUUUUUGUUUUUUUCUUUUUUUUAAAUAAUGUGGGUGAUCUUGACUGAUGAUUUGAGAAAAACCAUGGUGACUUUGGGGGUGAAGAAAUCCUGGGUCACGAUUAGGGGUAGAGAGAGUAGCCAUUUCACAUAGGGAAGAAAAAAGUAACCUUUACACCGGCUGGCCCAGGGUUUGCAAUUCUAAUGUGUGAGAAAAAAACGAAAUGUUUCCAGGCAUGAUAAGUUUCGAAGAAAAAUUAUAACACUUUCUCGGC
Messenger RNA from Jaculus jaculus (lesser Egyptian jerboa), 3962 nucleotides. RefSeq names its product integrin subunit alpha 2 (gene Itga2). The record is from RefSeq and is a predicted model, not a curated record. Gene Ontology annotation, molecular function: integrin binding. Gene Ontology annotation, cellular component: integrin complex; external side of plasma membrane. The transcript is spliced from 30 exons. Bases 83 to 3613 code for a protein of 1176 amino acids. Lineage: Eukaryota; Metazoa; Chordata; Mammalia; Rodentia; Dipodidae. Gene Ontology annotation, biological process: cell-cell adhesion; cell adhesion mediated by integrin; cell-matrix adhesion.